UCGUGUCUAACACGCGUGUUUUCACCAUUCAUCAUGCACUCCGUGUUCCGAAGUGGUUUGUUCGAAGGGAAAGUGGCCAUUGUUACUGGCGGUGGAACAGGCAUCGGAAAAGCAAUAGCUAGAGAACUGAUCUACCUAGGCAGUAAAGUUGUGAUCUCCUCUAGAAAAGAGGAAAAACUACUCAAGGCGGCCGCGGAACUUUCGCGUUAUAUUCAACCUUCCAGCAGCGCUGAAGUUAAAGUCAUACCUUGUAAUAUUCGAGAAGAACAACAGGUAAUUUUAUCAACUAUUUUGUCAUCUUUGAACAUAUCCGUGAAGCCAACUUCCAGUGUGAUUUUGAAAGAUGAACUAAUUGCAUAUACCAUAUUUUCUUUAUUUACAAUGUUACUACUAAUGUCUUGUCAUUGACUUACUGUGAACUGGAGUUUUAUUGCCGGGCAAGGGAGGAGUUGCUCCCCUGGGAUAAAAUUGCCUAUUCCGGGCAUUCAGAUAGUAGGGCAUGGGCGGAAAAAUAAGUAGGGCGCGGGCGAAAAAUUGCUCUCCUCGCUCCCUACCAUCUGAACGCUUGGAACAGGCUACCUUGUUGACCUUUUAGGGGUUCACAUUACAUUGUGGCCUGGAGCUGGUUAGAGCGCUUUAUAGUCUAAAAUUAUGACCAUAAGAGCUGGAUCUAAUCACCCCCCAUAUACAUAUAACUACCCUAUCCCCACGCCUUUGGUUUACUGGAAAAUCAGGAUCGGUCUAUUAUGAUUCCGUUCUAAAUAUUUUAUAAAAAAGGAAAAAAGUUAUCAUGUAUGGGUCCCCAUUCCCUAAUCCUUGUUCCCCGAUCCCGCUUUUCCAGGAAACCCAACCUCUUGUGAUAUAUACAUUCAUACAUUGCCUUAGAACACCAACAAAAAGAUUUUUUAAAAUCCAUUUUGAAUUCUUAUACUCUUUGUUCUUUGUUCCCAUAGUUCCCUCAAAAACCAUACCUUAUUCCAGACCAAAAUAAUUGGCAACGUCAAUACCUGUUCUUAGAUUGAAACAGCGCAAAAACCAUACCCUUUGGGCAGCACAUAUAGUACCUAUAUGGCUUAUGGAAGGGAGUACCCCUAGGCUUAUUCAGGUGUUUAGAUACAUGUACAUGACAUCUGUAGUCCUCAAACAGCUGUCAGCAAGGUGAGAAUGAAGCUAAACUGGUAAACCCACAAUGAAUCCUCACAGGCUGAGACUGAUUCUCCCUGAAAUUCCAAAGGCCCAGAACAUAACCCCAAAAAUUCAAGUACAUCUUGGAAGGUUAAUUUUAGGGUGUUGAGUUUUCAGUUGAUUAAUAGUCUACCCUCUGCAAUUGGGAUGGUUAACCUGUAAAAUUACAGUUACCGGUAGUGACAAAAAUUUUACUUUUGUCUCCUUAUAAAGUGAUUAUUUUCUAUCUUUCAGGUAACCAAAUUGGUUGAAGAAACCCUUGCCUCUUAUGGGAAAGUUGAUUUUCUUGUGAACAAUGGAGGAGGACAGUUCAUGUCACCUGUUUCAAACAUGUCAGCUAAAGGAUGGAGAGCUGUUGUUGACACAAACUUAAAUGGCACAUUUUUGUGCUGCAAGGAAGGUACAAGAAGAAGUUCAAAGCUUAUGAUUUAUGACAUUUUUUGUGAAUAAUAUUAUCUUGUAAUAAUUUAUAGUGAAGUCUGAGAGAACCCAAGAAAGAGAUCAUGGUUAAUAAUUUUUUACAUGGUAACUUUGUUUACAUGUACAUGAAUGUAUGCAGUGUGAACACCUUAGAGAAAUAUUGUUCUCCCGCUAGUAGGUGCGUAUAUGUGUAAGGGCACGAGUCUCCUGGAUAUGGCACUAAAAUCUCCCAGUCCCCCUGACAGGUCACCAAAUCUUCUGCAUACAUGAAAAAUUAACUUUUUUGUUUUUUCUGUGCUUUAGUGAUGUAGCCCAAAUUUUUUCAAAAUUCAAACACGUUUUUGAUUUGAAGUUUUAAUUUAGUUUCUGAAAUGAUUUCCAAUGCUUUUAUCAGCAAAAAAAACCUCUUUUUUCACUCAGUACUUAAUUCAUGGAAGGGACUAAUGGCUAUUAUUUUUCUUUUGUUUUUGGUACUUAAAAUGUUCUGAGGCACACCCACACCUAAUUUAUGAUUGGGAGAGUGGGUUGAUUUGUAUGUAUCGAGGGUUGGGUGGGUUGAUAUUAGGAAGGUUGGUACUGCAUCAGAGACAGUAUCCAGAUUUAAAAUCUCCAGAGCUUGGCAGUGACAGUUGACUAGUAAUAGCUGUCCAACUGCAUGUUUGACAGCAAAAAUGUCAAUGGCAGGUGUUAGGGGGAGAAAAGCAUGAAAGGGAAAAAGGAAAUAUACGUCAUUAAGUUACUCAUUAGGGCUUAGCCAAUCAGGAAUUUGCGGACAAAAGGAAGUCCUUGCAGGCAUCCCUUACCCUCUCCCCAAUCCCCCUCUCCUUUUCCCCUUCUCCUUAUCCCCGAUCCCUUUUGACACCUGUUAGGCAGGCUACAAGUUUGCACCCUAUACAAACAUGCUCUUCUGUCACAUGUCCAGGUGCAGAUAAAAAUCACAGCAUACCUUUCUUCUGUCCUUCUUGUUUAGUAUAUAGAUUGUGGAUGUCUGACAAUGGUGGUUCCAUUGUAAAUAUUAUUGCGGACAUGAGUAAAGGUUUUCCAGGGAUGGCGUAAGUAUAUAUAGUGCACAUGUCACUUUGUUGCUUUUUGUUGUGUUAGCUGUGCAUUUGUAUACUGACACUUAACAUAACUGUGACAGAUCAAUAAAAUUGAGUAUUUCUUGGUGUUGUGGAAACUACUGGUAAUAUUGGUAUUUUAAGGUAUUUUGUUUUAUUAUUAGUGUUUGUUACUAUUGUUCAUUUUUUUUUCAAUCUUUCGUAUCAGAGUCUGUUCGUCAUAUUUCGUUGAUUGCACAAACCACAACAGCAAGAGACUAGUUAGACUUGCAUCUCUGAUUUCUGCCAAAUGAAGUGGAAAUCAUUAAGGAAAUGUUCAACGGUAUGUUUCCUUAUCAGGAAAAAAAGCCACAGGCCAAAAUUUUGUAAGUUUUGCACGCCUCUGAAAACUAGCAAAAAAUCAAGGGGACGUUUCUGCCCGCAAAAAACAAUGAGGCUACAACCAGUUGAGACACUACACCGUAUUUUGGCUUAAAUAGCCUGGCCAUGAUCUUGUGCUUGUGAUCCCUCCUCUUGCUAGCAAUACAAGACCAUGCUCAAAACUUGGAAGAACAACUUUGAAAGGAGGGGAGGAGGAAGGUGAGUAUAACAUUGCACAGAAGUGUAACUAGCAGCGAUUUGAAGUGAGUGUCUCAACGUUUUUGUAACUGGUCAGUGAAUACCCAUUCCAGUGGCUACAGUUUCAUACCAAUACACCCAUGUGCUGUAUUUGUGACUUGCCAUAUCAGAGUAUCAUUCAUUCUCUUCACAAAAAAUUACAAUUGUCUGUUGUCUUUCCGUUUUAUUGUUUAUUUUACAAAUUAAGCCACACUGGUGCAGCACGAGCAGGAGUCCAAAAUUUGACCAUGAGUUUGGCUGUGGAGUGGAUACGAAAUGGCAUAAGAAUCAAUUGUGUAACUCCAGUAAGUUCUAUAAAGAGUGAACUGAGAAAAUCGUACUGAACAUUCCCUGUAUGGAAAGUGAUGCAACUUAAAAGCAACAACACAAACUGUACGCCCAGCUAUAAACAAGGGACAUAUCCAUAGAUACAGAAAGAAAAGUUCAUAUUUGUUCACGGUAUGUUUAGGUUGGAAAUUUUGGAGCAAUUUGUUUUAAGCCUUUCAUGUACGAGGUUCAUGACGACAAAUUGAGGACAACAAAGUGAAUUAAAAAUUUUCCAUUUUCAAAGAAAAAAUUAAGCCAUGUUCAUUGCCUGGGAGGUGCUCUGUAGUAAUUCUAUUUCUACUAUUUAUAGACACGUUGAAUAACUGUUUAAACUUUCUUUUAAUUUGGUCACACUUCUUUUAUGUUUACUGGAUAUCUCAGUCAGGGGUGUCCGCUCACAGUGACAUUCAAGUAAUGUAGCGUGUUCCGGGUAAGCUUAUCCUGGGUGCCAGAGGCUUUUCAUGCGCGGUUUCCGGUUUCGGUCAAGUCUUAAAAAGUGACCCGCACGAAAAGCUUUUUUCUCGCGAAAAGUUUUUCCUCGCGGCUUCGCUGCUCGUGUCUUCGGCCUUCGGCCGAACACGUGUCGGCCUGCGGCCGACGAAACGAAGCUCCCCGACGUACGCGAGAAAAAACCUCUUGUACCCAGGGUAGGGUAAGCCACAUUAUACACUGUAUCUUAAAAUCUAUAUCAAAUUGAACCUUAUUUAUACGGCUGUUAAUCAUUUUUUUAAACAUCACACUGUCGAUUUUUUAUUAAACAGUUUCAUCAGAGAGAUUGAGAGUCACGUCAACGGCCAACGGCAAACGUCAGAUUCAAGUUGAGAAUCUCUCAAAAUAGAAAAUAACCAGAUAAAAACUGUCCAGAACAAUUCCUUUGUGUGAAACUACUUAUUUUUGUGUAGAAGUAAUAAACAACAAGCAACAAUUCAGGGGGAAACUUGGUCACGUGGUACCAAUUCACGUUCGCCUUUUGGCGUAAACGUGACUUUUACCGGGAAACGGUUCAGUUUGUUUUCUUAGAAUCUCAACCUUUCCCGAGGCCGAAACAGUAUAUAUGUCGUGUGACCUCGAACUGCAAUGAGAGCGCGUGCUAUUGGGAAAAAAUUUCCUGCUGUAUAACAAUGAUUUGUAGAUUCGAGCGUCCCAAUCAGUUUAACCGGAACGCGCUACAUGGCUUGCACGUGAGACGUUAUGCAGCGUUACUACCCGGACCAAUGUGAAAAACGUCUUUUUUCCGCACGCUCGCAUUUAAAGAUUGUUAAAAAAUUGACAGGGCGAGAUUUUUAAACAAAUGUAAUUUUUCUUAAAACCCGUGCAAACGAACGCAACAUUGUUAGAUGUUACAGUAUGUGGUCCUUGGUCCGCUCAAGUCCCCGAUGCCCUUGGUGCGCGUCUUUUCCGAAAAUGAUAAAAUAUUUCGUCAAGAAAAAGAAUACGUUGAAUAAUGAAAGAUAUCGUGAUUUACUGAUUAGCAUUCUUUCAUAUGACGAAGUUUCAGCCUUCUUACUGCGGGUGAAGACGCGAAAUUAAAGUUUGUUGACAGGUAGGUUAAUUUGUCUUUCUUGAAGUUUGGAUUUUUGCGGCACCGUAAAUUACGUGGUCUUGUUUACUUAGCCUGCGAAUAACUAAAACGCAACGGGAAGACUUGCCUUUUGGCAGAACAUGUUUUCAGAUCAACUUAUUUCUGCUGUUGGGAGCAUAUUGCUGUAGACGCUGAAUUUUUUGUUUUAGCGACUCUUGAAAAAUAUCACCAAACUUCGCUUAGCGGUCCUUGGUCCGCGGCCUAUGACCUUGGUGGACAAAACUUUCCAAAGUGAAAAGCGACGGCCUUUGUUUUCGAAGAAUGUUUUAAAAGUCGUCCCUAUACAUGUCUACAAGUUCUCUUUUUUAAUACCUCGAGUACAUAUAGAGUUUUUGGUAAUUAUUUUCGACCGCGCUAAAAACCGCUCGUCGACGCUCGUGUAAGAGACUCGAGGAGACUGUUGUCUGAAGUAUUUGAAAGAAAAGCGGAUUAUUUUAUGCUCACAGUAUCUUCCGAAAAAAACUUUAGCUUAAUUGCAUCAAGAAAAGAAAAAAAUACAAGAACUACUGUGAAAAUCACGUUUUCGUGGGGAAACUAUAACAUUUUUAAGUUUUUAUCGUGCUGCUUACCUGAGACGCGGACCAAGGACCAGAUUCGCGGACCAAGGACCAUCGAAAACGGUCGCCUUUUUGCGAAUUCCUAGCAAAAUGUUUAUGUCUGGAACUUGAAACUUCAGGAUUAUCGACAGGAACAUAAAAGCUAUAUUUAGGGAGUAUUUCAGCUCGUUAAAUGAAGAUUCGGGUAAGAUAUUCAAGUUAAUGACUUUUACACGCGGACCAAGGACCACAUACUGUACAUGUUGCGCCCGUUUGCACACCACGUUGCAUGUUGUUGCGAGUUUCUUGGAGUACUAGUUGUUGCAUCCGUUUGCACACCAUUGCAACACGGACGCAACAACACGCAGCAUUGUUGGCGCCACAAUGUUGGGAAUUUUUGCGUCCGUUUGCACGUAGUUUAAAACAGCCAGGUCAGUGAGCUUCAAUUUGAUAUAGGGCUUUAGGCAUCUGCAGCUUAACCAGAAUACACUACAUGACCAGCACGUAGACAUCCCUGAAGGUGUCCAGUAACCUUAAAAAGUCUUUGUAAAUUUUUCAUAGCCUACAAAAGGUGUCAAAUCAAUUGAAUGUGCAUUGUACUUCUAUUUCCAGGGUGUUAUCUACUCUGAAACAGCUGCUCAGAACUAUGCUGACCCUGAAUUGUUUCAGAAGUUGCGUGAUAAGCUGCCAGCUAGAAGGUGUGGAACUACAGCAGAGGUGAAUUUUGUUGUCGUAGAUGUACUGUUUCAUUGGUUUGCCCUGUAGGGAUCCCCCCUGUAGAAUAAUCGACUGAAUGUAUUGUACUCCCUUUCUGUCUUCUCAUUGGCUAAGAGCCUACAGUUACCAUCGCAACCUACAAGUUAGUCAUUUAUCUGGUAGCAGAUUAGUGACUAAUCUGUAGGUUGCGCGCGCAAUGCGUAUUUUUCAAGAGUAAUAUCAAACUUUGAUCUGUGCGACGGUGUGUUUGUUGUUGUUUUCUCAAAACAAAGUACAGUGAAACCUGUAUUAAGCGGACACCCUCGGGGAAUGCUGUAGUGUCCGCUUAAUACAGGUUUUGAUAGAUAAUGUCAUAUCGGAUGUCAAAUGCCAUUCAAAUGAACAGUGGAAACGUUUAGAAUAUUCCCAGAGACUAUGACGAUAUACGUUUGCAUUAAUUUCUUUACUAAAGUGGACCAAUUGAUCAUAGUACCAAAAGCAUAUAUUACAACUCAAAUUUGAAGAAAUCAAAUGAGUGAAACAAGCUCUACAGAAACAAAACGAAAUAGAAAACAAUACUGUACUGUGAAACUAAUCAAAUAAGUUCGUCGAAUCACGUUUCUUAUGUAAAAAUCGAAAAAUUUGUGUGUGACAAUCUUUCGCAUUUCCGGCGUCUAGCAUGUUGGGCGGUGGAAUUUAAUUACAAGUGUCCGUUUAAUACAGGUGGUCAACAGUAGAAAUGACCAUUGAAGGUACUUUUUAGGUGUCCCCGUCUGCGUAAUACAGGUGACUGCUUAAUAAAGGUUUUAUGUAAAGUAAAUAAGGGAAACAAAUUUGGGGACUUCGGCUACUGUCCGCUUAAUAGAGGAUGUCCGCUUAAUACAGUGUGCCCUUAAUACAGGUUUCACUGUAUAUAAAAGAAGCAUUCGGUUUUUCUGAUAUCCGGAAUAAUCAAGGUCUCAUUAAGUGUUAUCACCCCAAGCCAAAGGCCUUUGUGUGUUCUUCGCUUCGAUAAUUUGAAGUUUAGAGUCGAAAAAUGGGCAAAAUUAACGAUAAAUAGCCCGUGUACAGCCGCCCGGCCCGCUCAUCAAACAGUGAACGAUAACAGUGACCCAAAAAAAUAAGAUCGAAAGACUACCGAAAAUAAAAACGAAGACCCCAAACAUUUACCGAGACCUUGAAGCUUAAGCUUUUCCAGUUAUGCGUAUUUGUGCCCGUUUUUGGCCUUCAUUUUCUUUUUUUCACGAUAAGUUCAUUUCUUUUGCCUUCACAUCAGGUUGCAGGGGCAGUUACCUUUCUCUUGUCUCCUGCUGCAGCCUACAUAACAGGAACAACAAUUGAUGUAGAUGGUGCUUCUAGUAAAGUCUAUGCCUCUCUGUUUCCUUCAGGUAACAAUUGA
Molecule: messenger RNA, 7800 nt
Organism: Porites evermanni
Lineage: Eukaryota; Metazoa; Cnidaria; Anthozoa; Scleractinia; Poritidae
Source: the annotation of a GenBank genome assembly